This is a messenger RNA of Aegilops tauschii subsp. strangulata, 697 nucleotides long. Its product is annotated as bZIP transcription factor 60. NCBI's taxonomy places the organism in Eukaryota, Viridiplantae, Streptophyta, Magnoliopsida, Poales, Poaceae. Gene Ontology annotation, molecular function: protein binding; DNA-binding transcription factor activity. Gene Ontology annotation, cellular component: nucleus; endoplasmic reticulum membrane. The record is from RefSeq and is a predicted model, not a curated record. Gene Ontology annotation, biological process: regulation of DNA-templated transcription.
GCUGAAUGAACGGCGGCAGCGACGACCGUCCUCGCCUCUCCUCUCCGUCUCUUCUUCCCCACGCUGCCCUCGCUUUCCAGCCACGCAACGAUCCACCGGCCUCGCUCCCCCGCGCCUCCGCCGUCCUCGCUCGCCCCGCCGACUCCGGCCGGAUCCGCCGCCCCUCUCCCGCCGGCAGUUGAAGCGCGGAUCGGACAGGCUUGCAAGCAUGUAUAUUCGAGUCAAGCGGAACAAGACCACCUACUUCAUACAGUGUGAUCCAACAGAGACAAUUUUGAAUAUCAAACAGAAGUUGCAGUCAAUAACAGACCACCCUCCUAAUAACCAGAGGUUGAUCUUGUUGGCUACCAACAAUAUAUUGGAUGACUCCAAGACGCUGGCUGAUCAAAAGGUGGAGAAUGACGCCGUCGUUGCAUUGGCAUUGAGAAAAGAUAACGAGUUCGAGGAGGUGUCCAUCGCCGACCCAAGCGAUUUCAUGGCGUCCUCAUGAGGCCGGCCGGCCGGUCCGCCGUCCCCCCCUACCCAACCCAUGCAAGGACGGACCGCUGUCAGCGGCUUCCCCGAAGCAGAUCAUGUUGCUUGCUCUAGCCUCUAGCCUCUAGGAUGUUGCUCGCUUGUGUGAUUGUGUGUGUCCUUGCUAUUAAAGACCCUAAACAACCGUUGCGGAUGGCAUUUAGUUUCUGAUUUGGACAUUCCA